AGGCUGACAUGUGACAUGUCACUAAAUUAAAGAAUAUUGCAAAUUUUGGAAGACGUCAACCAGUCAACGUCAUCCAAUUUUCCAUUUUAGUUUAGGUGUAAUGUUUUCUUUCAGAAAAUAUUGUAAAUAAGUGUAACACGACAAGCCGUUAAAAUGGUUCUCAUAGCUGCAGCAGUCUGCACUAAGGCAGGCAAAGCCAUUGUAUCGCGACAAUUUGUUGAAAUGACAAAAGCUCGCAUAGAAGGUCUUUUAGCGGCUUUCCCCAAACUGAUCCCAACUGGAACUCAGCACACUUUUGUGGAGACCGAUUCUGUGCGCUACGUCUAUCAGCCGUUGGAACGCCUUUAUAUGCUUCUCAUUACGACUAGAGCCAGUAAUAUUUUGGAAGAUCUGGAAACUCUGCGCUUGUUCGCCAGAGUUAUUCCGGAAUACUGCAGGUCACUAGAGGAAAACGAGAUCAUUGAAAAUGCCUUUAACUUAAUUUUUGCUUUUGACGAAAUUGUAGCCCUAGGGUAUAGGGAAAGUGUUAAUUUAUCUCAAAUUCGCACCUUUGUUGAGAUGGACUCUCACGAAGAAAAAGUGUACCAAGCUGUCCGCCAGACUCAAGAACGCGAAGCAAAGUUGAAGAUGCGCGAAAAAGCGAAAGAACUUCAACGUCAAAAGUUAGAGCAAGUGAAGAAGGGCAUCAAGGCUAACUUUGGAAGCAGUGGCGGUUUUGGAUCCACCUCAAAUAACUCUUAUACUCCUACCGCGUCUGUGGACGUAGUUAGUGUAGCUAAUGAUGUAAAACCUCCUUCACACGUGGUUACACAAAAACGGGGCAUGAAAUUGGGAAGCAAAGGAAAGGACGUUGAAUCGUUUGUCGAUCAGCUGAAGUCUGAAGGAGAGAAAGUAAUCGCGCCAGCCAACAACAUACAGUCAGCAUUGAAGACGCCAACAAUAAAGUCAGACGUGGAUGACGUCCAUCUGCGAUUAGAAGAGAAGCUGAUAGUGCGUCUGGGUAGGGACGGCGGUGUUCAACAAUUUGAGGUUCUGGGGCUUGUAACUCUGCAUAUUGGCAACGAAAAGUGGGGCAGGAUAAGAGUUCAGUUAGAAAACAAAGAUACCAGGGGCGUUCAACUGCAGACUCACCCUCAGGUGGAUAAAGAAUUGUUCAAGCUACAUUCCCAGAUUGGGUUGAAGCAGGCCGCAAAACCCUUCCCGCUUCAUUCCGAUGUGGGCGUUUUGAAAUGGCGUCUCCAAAGCACCGAAGAGUCUUACGUGCCUUUGCUAAUCAAUUGCUGGCCUUCUGAAGCCGGCGAUGGCAGUUGCGACGUUAACAUUGAGUAUGAAUUAACUCACACUAAUUUGGAACUUGCCGAUGUGAACAUUGCCAUCCCUCUUCCCAUCGGAUGUUCUCCUUCAGUUGGCGAAUGUGACGGCACAUACGUGCACGAGAGCAGGAAAAAUCAGUUAGUUUGGAGUUUGCCAUUCAUAGACGGCAGCAAUAAAACAGGAUCAGUAGAAUUUAAUGCACCAAAGGCCAUCCCAAGUGACUUUUUCCCGUUGACUGUUGCGUUCACCUCGAAAACAUCAUACGCUAGUAUUAAGAUUGUAGAUGUUCUGUUAGUGGAUGAUGAUUCUCCCGUGAAGCAUUCAGUGGACGCCGUCUUGUAUCCCGAAAAGUAUGAAAUAGUGUAAGUGCAGAAUUAUUCUAGCUUUUAAUUGAAAUACAUUAUUAAUAACUAUAGGUCACUUUGUAUAAAUGUUUACUAAAAUUUUUCGUUAUACAUAUAUUUGAAAUGUUACUUUUGUAUACAAAAUAAGCAAGUUUUGAUUUUAUUUCUCCUAUUAAAGUAUUACGAAAUCA
Messenger RNA from Dendroctonus ponderosae (mountain pine beetle), 1849 nucleotides. It is a transcript of the gene deltaCOP, whose product is annotated as coatomer subunit delta. Lineage: Eukaryota; Metazoa; Arthropoda; Insecta; Coleoptera; Curculionidae. The coding region runs from base 154 to 1680 and encodes 508 amino acids. Gene Ontology annotation, cellular component: COPI vesicle coat; cytosol. The record is from RefSeq and is a predicted model, not a curated record. The transcript is spliced from 10 exons. Gene Ontology annotation, biological process: Golgi localization; retrograde vesicle-mediated transport, Golgi to endoplasmic reticulum; endoplasmic reticulum to Golgi vesicle-mediated transport.